AUGGCGUCGCCGCAAGCACCCGAAGACCAGAUCACGCCCCGACUUGCAACUAGCGAACAGCGACACGAUUCGCCACAGAGUAGCUCAGAGGGCCUGCAGCGCAGCAAGGGAAAGGAGAAGAAGAAGGUGGGGUUUGCGAGUGACAGAGGAUCCCAUCUGGGGACGUUAACCAGCUCGUCGUUUCUCACCCCGGACGAAGCACAAAGUGCCACCCAGGACUAUUUCUCCUACAAUCCCUCACCACACAGCGACGGCUCCACUCCCCUAAUCAACAACGAUGGACCAACGAAACGAGAUUCUUUUGACAAGGAAGAGCUUACUGCUGCGCUUGCACAAAUCCUGGAGACCAAUCCGCAGCAGGCUGGUCCAGUUCACCCCAGCAAGCCACGGCCGGUGCUCAGGAAGCCAACUGUUCUCCUCAGUCCCGCCGACGUGCUUGGAGAACCUCUCCCAUCCGAGAUCGAGGCCAAAAACCGCGCUGAUAGGCUAGCUUACUCUGUAGGAACCUCAUCCGUUCCUGUAUCAAGAAGAACCUCCUUUGAUUCUGAGAGCGUAUCAGUCUUGGAGCGGGAUUCUUUUCUUCGCGACCCUACAGCUAGCGUAGCCCAAGACCUUGCCUUACCUGCAGGUUCCAAUACUCUCAGACCGCGCAGGAAGGCGUACGCGGAGGCCGAGAACCUUGUGGAGAGCCAUGCUCACCGAAACGACCCCCACCUGCACUCCUUCACACCGCCUCGGUCUGGCGCGGCUACCCCUGUUGACCAUGAUUUGGAAUAUGUCCCACGGCCAGAGAAGUACAAGGGAGGGAUUCUGGGAACAUUGCUCAAGCUCUAUGGCUCAGGCAGCGAGGGUAGCAGCACGGCAUACCUUACCUCUAGCGCCCCGAGCACUCCGGGACGGACGCCCAACGGAUCGCCCUUGAGCACCCCGACACCCUCAAGGCCAGGAACCCCGAAGCCGGAAAAGGGCCGGCGGGGUUGGAGAACGCAGUCUUCCAGCACCCUUUCGGGCCUCCUGGAGUCUUCUUUCGUGUUUGCUGCCCCCGGGUCCUCCAAGGACAUCUCCGAGGCUGUUUUGGAGAAGGUCAAGCUUGAAAAGGAGCGAUCUGAACGAUCAAAGAAAGCGGAAAAGGCUAAGAAGAAACUGGACAAGUACCGCAUCAAGAUCCACAUUGCCGAGAUCAUUAAACGACACGCCUACCUACUCAAACUGUGUCAUGCUCUGAUGAUAUACGGAGCACCAACCCACCGGCUUGAGGCCUACAUGAGGAUGUCGGCGCGUGUCCUCGGUAUUGAGGGCCAGUUCAUGUAUCUCCCAGACACAAUGAUCAUCUCAUUUGACGACAGCAAUACGCACACCACCGAGGUGAGAAUUGUUCGCGCCACCCAAGGCCUCGAUUUUGGCCGUCUACGCGAUGUCCACGAAAUUUACAAGGAGGUGGUUCACGACCGCAUCGGCGUCGAGGAGGCUACAAUGCGUCUUAACGAAGUUACAUCACGCAAGCCUAAGUUCCCUGUAUGGUUGCGCGUUAUCUUGUACGGCAUCGCCUCGGCAGCGGUUGCUCCUUUUGGUUUCGAGGGCCGCUACAUUGACAUGCCCAUAUGCUUCAUCCUGGGCUGUCUGGUAGGCUUCCUGCAGCUUUAUCUGGCUCCGUCCAACGAGCUCUAUGCAAACGUCUUUGAGAUUACCGCCGCGGUCGCGACCUCUUUCCUGGCUCGGGUGUUUGGCUCAAUCCGUGGCGGGAGGCUCUUUUGCUUCUCGGCUCUCGCCCAGGCGUCCAUUGCCUUGAUCCUGCCAGGUUACAUGGUCCUCUGCGCGAGCCUAGAACUUCAGAGCCACCAGAUGGUAUCAGGCUCGGUCCGCAUGGUCUACGCGCUCAUCUACACCCUCUUCCUUGGUUAUGGCAUUACCAUUGGGACAAUUCUUUACGGGUACAUGGACGAAAACGCUGUCAGUUCCAUCCAUUGCUCGGUCGGCGAUAGCUGGUACACGAAGAGGCCGCCUGAGAACUACUACAUUUUCUUCGUUCUCGCUUUCACGCUUUGCCUUUGUGCGAUCAACCAGGCAAAGUGGAAGCAAACUCCCGUGCAAGUAUUCGUUUCUCUUGCCGGUUUCGUCGUCAACAACUUUUCGUCGCGCUUCUUCAAGGGCAACUCGACCAUCUCCAGUUCCCUCGGCGCCCUCACCAUCGGUGUCCUCGCCAAUCUCUAUUCUCGUUUGGGCCGCUACACCCAGAAUUGGUGUCUCGACAUCUGGGAACGCCACGUUGAGCGCCGACUAUGGCGUCUUACGGGCAAGCCUCGCCCUGUCCGGUACCACGAGUCGCCGUAUUACAGCAAUACUUCGGGCGCCGACUCACAGGCAACCGUCACUGGGCCCGGAGGCGGAGGGCCCGAGGCCAGCAAAGAAGGGGACCUCGAAAUGGGACCAUCGUCCUCCAAUGGCGUCGUACGCCAUGCGCGCAAGAUUGGAUAUGGCCUUGCGGCGGCGGCGAUGCUGCCCGCCAUUUUCGUCCAGGUCCCCUCGGGUUUGGCCGCGAGCGGGUCGCUGCUGAGCGGAGUGAGCAAUGCGGACCAGAUCACGCGGAACGCGACCACCUUGGCGAAUGGAACGGUCAUCUACCUAAACGCGACCCAUCCAGCCGCCACGUCGACGAGCAUGUCGGGGGACCUGAAUGCCACGGCGUUCAAUGUUCUGUUGAGUGUGAUCCAGGUGGCCAUUAACAUCUCGGUGGGGCUGAGUUUGAGUGCUUUGUUGGUGUAUCCUUUUGGAAAGAGGAGGAGUGGGUUGUUUAGCUUUUAG
Canariomyces notabilis is the source of this 2802-nucleotide messenger RNA. Its product is annotated as DUF1212-domain-containing protein. Gene Ontology annotation, molecular function: transmembrane transporter activity. Gene Ontology annotation, biological process: transmembrane transport. NCBI's taxonomy places the organism in Eukaryota, Fungi, Ascomycota, Sordariomycetes, Sordariales, Chaetomiaceae. The coding region runs from base 1 to 2802 and encodes 933 amino acids. The record is from RefSeq and is a predicted model, not a curated record. The transcript is spliced from 2 exons.